AGCAGCUCCAGCUUCCCAUCCUUCCUCUCCCUCUGCUUCCAAUUCGCGACUCUCUGCUGGCUCUUCUGCAACACCUUCCAACGCUCUUCCGAUCCUUUUUGCUGCCCUUUUCCAGCUUUCCAGCUAUCCACUGCCCAUUUUUUGCUCUUUGCUCUUCUUAUCUGCUUCACAAUGGCUUCUGCUGCUUCCUGGACCUCCUUUUUGAAAUCAAUUACCUCCUACAAUGGUGAUUUAGCUUCAUUGACAGCUCCACCUUUUAUUUUGUCCCCUGUUUCUCUUGUUGAGUAUUCUCAAUACUGGGCUGAACACCCAAACUUGCUAUUGGCUCCUAAUUUCAUAUCCAACAACCCCAAGACACAAUCUGACAACGACGACGACGACAACGACGACGAUGACGACUAUGAAGCCGACGAAGAUAACAUUGACGUCAAAAAAAUUCUAGCUGUAACUAAAUGGUUUAUUGCCACUUUGAAAUCCCAAUAUUGCUCAAGAAACGAAUCAAUGGGUUCUGAAAAGAAACCUUUGAAUCCAUUCCUAGGUGAAUUGUUUACGGGUAAAUGGUCCAGUGUUUCAAAAGACCCAAAAGACUCAAAAGACUUGGGUGAAACUAUCUUGCUCAGCGAACAGGUCUCUCACCAUCCUCCUAUAACUGCCUACGCAAUCAUUAAUGAAAAACACAACACAACCUUGCAAGGUUACAACAGAAUCAAAGCUUCAAUCUACACCUACACCCUAUCUGUCAAACAGUUUGGCCAUGCUAUCCUCCAAUACAAAAACUCAAAUGAUUCAUACUUAAUAACUCUUCCUGGCCUCCACAUAGAAGGUUUAUUAGCCGCUUCCCCCUUUGUUGAACUAGAUGGUAAAUCUUACAUUCAAUCCUCCUCCGGUUACUUGUCCGCUAUAGAAUACUCUGGCAGAGGCUACUUUUCUGGAAAGAAAAACACUUUCAAAGCAAAAAUCAUAAAAAAUAACGAAGCCAAAAUCAACCUUAAAAAGAAAUCCCCCGAAAAAAUUUUAUACACAAUCCAAGGUCAAUGGUCUGAAAAAUCUUACAUCAGUAAAUACAACUCCUCCGCAAAAAAAUUAUUCUACGACGCAAACUUGAUCAAACCAGAAAUUCUCUCAGUCAAACCAAUUGAAGCUCAACAUCCUCUAGAAUCAAGAAAGGCCUGGUUAGAUGUUGCUGAAGCUAUUAAAUCUGGUGACUACGAUUUAAUCCACAACAAAAAAUCAAAAUUGGAAAACGACCAAAGAGAAUUAAGAAAAAUAGAAAUUGAAAACAACACUCCCUGGAAAAACAGAUGGUUCACUGAGAUCGACUUAUCUGGCAAAGAAUUACCGGCUUUAGGCCAAAAAUCUGACCCCUUUACCACCCUCUCAACUCUAGCCAACCUAUCUAAAAAUGACGUUCCUUCUGGUACUCCAAUCGGUGAUAAAGAAGAUGAUCCAAAUGCUCAUUCUAAACACUGGAGAUUAAACAUUGAUGCCUAUAAAAAUGAAUCUGAAAUUACUCCUCCCAAGAAUUAAAAAAAAAAUAACAAAAUCGAAAUCGAAAUCGAAAUCGAAAUCAAAAUCAAAAACAAACCCUGUUUUUCUCAACCUCACUUCAUCAUCUAUAUAUCUCUACUAAAUCUUUAUUAAAUUUCAUUUUUUCACUUAUCUUCUUUUCACUUUUUAAUCUGUUUUCCUUAUCGUUUUUUCCUUUUUUCUUUGCUUUUAUACUUGUCUUGUUCACAAUCUUCAUCAAUUUCUCUUUUUAUUGUUUCUCUUUUAUCUAAUUUUAAUUGACUUGAUCAUUUCAAUUAUCGUACUCUAUAUCUUUACCUUUUACCUUUUACCUUUUGCCUUUUACUGUUGAUGUUUUCCCUUUUUCCUUAUCUUAUUUAACAACUUUCUUCUCUUUUAUAUAAUUAUAAUCGGAUAUCUUGUCUUGCAUUUGAACUAAAAAAGACGUUUUCAUUUAAAGUUCAAAUACGAAAAACGAGAAAAC
Molecule: messenger RNA, 1990 nt
Organism: Ascoidea rubescens DSM 1968
Lineage: Eukaryota; Fungi; Ascomycota; Saccharomycetes; Ascoideales; Ascoideaceae
Gene: KES1
Product: oxysterol-binding protein KES1
Exons: 1
Coding region: 172-1527 (451 amino acids)
Biological process (GO): piecemeal microautophagy of the nucleus; endocytosis; exocytosis
Cellular component (GO): membrane; intracellular membrane-bounded organelle; cytosol
Molecular function (GO): oxysterol binding
Source: RefSeq, a predicted model, not a curated record